CCAAAUUCAAAUAUACACGGCCGUCAACAAUAUGUCAGUUGGAUAAAUGUUGGUCAUGCAAUAAUUGGGACUUUCGGGUUACAAAAUAAAAUUUUCUGUGUCCAUAGUAAUGAACAUCUCCAUUUAGGGCCGCGCCGGAAAUAAAAAACUGCAGUCAUGGAGCAAAUGUACCUGAUAGAGAUAUUCAUUGACAAAGUGACCAUAUUCGCAUCAGAAGAAGAUGAAAAAAGUGGAGCGAACAAGAAUCUGAUUAUAAAAAUAAAAUUUGGCCCUAAAGUGCAGUUUAUCAUUAAAGAGGGUCAAAUGUCCCGUAACGAUGAUAAAAAAGACGAUAUUAUUGACUGUGACGACCGAGGCCGCAGAAAAUGGACACGAACUAUUAGAGUUGGGAAGUCAUAUCUCUUCCCAUCAUAUCCUGAUACGGUAAUGAUGAUUUUAAACAAGUUCCCACUAGAAAUCGAAGUGUGGAACGACGAUGAUACUGAGAUAGAGAUUUUCGUAGGAGUCGGCACUAUGUACUGGGAAACGCAGUUCUUCCACAUGUUGAAAGAAACUACAGAGGCCAAUAAAAACCACGAGCCAUUAGCAAUCAAGCAAGUUACUCCACUUUUUGGCGAAUGUUACUGCAAGCAAAUAGGCGAGAUCGCCUUCAUUUUACGAUUAAGCGCAUUAGGCGAGAGUAUCAUAACAGAAUUUCAGCAGCUAAUGAAGAACCCUGAUGCUUUUGUGUUUAGGACCAACAAAGCUCCUAGCAUGUUCCAGUGUACGAGGAUCGAAGGCGACGAUCCCAACUUUUGUAUGGUGGGUAGUCUCUAUGAGACUACUACGCUUGAAGAUCCAGAGAUAGGCGAAAACGCACAACAAAGAAUUGAAAUCUGUACAGAGCUUCAGAGCUGCGGCGUUGGGCCGAAAGAUGGAAGUCCUGUUUGUGAGCAUCAAGGGAAGGAUGACGAACCAAAGAAGAAAAAAUAUCCCAUUGAUAAAAUCAGAAUGGGUGACAUCACCGGCCCUUGCGGCAAUGCAAAUUGUCCCUUGGCACAUAAAGUUAGGGCUUAUAUUAGAAAUCUGGAGAGUUACAAGGCCGCUGCCGGUUCGGUCACUGGCACUAAGGACGAUGCCACGAACAAGGUCUGUGGCGCUUGUUCGUGUAAAGAUGAUAGAUGGCAUAGAGAAGACUGUCCGACCAAUGAAGCAGCAGGAGGUGCAAAAGCCGUGUGUAUGGGAUGCGGUGGAGUAGUACCAGCAGGGCAGGUAUGCAGUACUGAUGACAAACAGGAGGGCGGCCCUGGUGGUACACAGGUUGCUUAUGUAUUCAGUGUUACCAAAGUACCGAAAUUUAAAGAGUCUAUGUACGGUAAAGCGUUUACCGUUGAAAAUCUGAGUUGCACCGCCUUGUUCCAAGCGGGCCGUGGAGUCGUAAGGUCUGCAAGUGGAUACUCUAUACGGAAAACAACAGAAGUUCCGGUUCAAACGUUAAUAAGUAAUCCCCCGUGUCAUUCGAACGUCAUUCCGCCGCAAUUUAAACCAUCAACUCGCAGUUUGGGUGUCAACAAUCCCUGGGUAUAUAAUGUGGAAACUUUGGACGCCAAGCGUGUAUACGAGGUUUAUAAUUGCACAGAAGUACCUGAUGAUAAAGACUGUAAAUGCAGCCCCCCCAAGCCUACACCGCCGUGCAAAACAUUCGACUGUGACUGUAUUGCUGAGACUUCUAACAUAGCUGCAAGAAAAGCCCACAAGCCUUACUGUCCUUUAUAUAAACAUAAGAAUACUUGUCCAGUAACAAGUAUGUUACACGAGGAAGAAGAGAAGAAGAAAGUAGAAGAUGAUGAAGAGGAGAAUGAGCCACUGCCUUACGGUCUGCCGCCUAUCCAACUGGGCCCAUGUCCUGUCCUAGGACGGCCGUGCUCGGUUCCUGAUGGUUUUGCUAGAAUGUACAAAACCGCAGCGAUGGCCCCACAACCACCUAGUUACAGCGAUGCAGGAAAAGUUUGCUGUUCCAAAGAAUACGAGAGAAUAAAGAAGGCAAUAAAAGAAUACUUGAAGAGCGAUAAAGAAAAUGAUUUUAGGUGCGUUAAUAAGUUUAACGUGGAUACGGAGAGGCGUUGCUGCGACAAGGAACAGAUGUUGAUGUCGCUCACAGGGAAGACUUGUUGCGGAUCUCACAAAAUGGCAAUCCAAGAAAAAUUCAAAGAAGAGAAGAAGUAACUAACUGAAGUUUUAUUUUGUAACCCACAAGCACAACAUUAAAACUUUAUACAACUAA
Manduca sexta (tobacco hornworm) is the source of this 2263-nucleotide messenger RNA. RefSeq lists its product as uncharacterized. NCBI's taxonomy places the organism in Eukaryota, Metazoa, Arthropoda, Insecta, Lepidoptera, Sphingidae. The transcript has 2 exons. Bases 157 to 2205 code for a protein of 682 amino acids. The record is from RefSeq and is a predicted model, not a curated record.